AGGUUUUUAAUGGGACCGUGCCGAAGCAUGAUUAUCUCAGAGGAAGCACACAGAGGGAAACGGAACGCUACCCCGUGCUCUGUUGGUGUGUCUCUCUCUAAACGCUCCGUGCAGAAACCACGUCCUCCCCCGUGUUUAGCGCCCGCCCGCUGUCAUUCGUCCAAGGCGAGCCAGCCGGUGCGAUCGUGGCGCUGGCGGAGUGGAGCAGCGAGAGCCGCAUGUAAAUGAACACCUCCACCUCCGUGCUGUUGUCACCUGAGGAUCUAGCGGGGCAAAUUGACUGUCCCGUCCCCUCUCGUCGGCGAGCCGACCUUUAACGUUUUGUGUGGAGAUAAAAAGAGGUUAAACUGCACUACUUUGGAGCAAACGCUGUCCGCUAAUCGCUGCCGUGUGUCGCCGCCGUUUCUCGCUACAACACGAAUAGCGCCUCUCUGCCACCCCCUGCUGACCAUGCAGAGUGUGUGCGCGGUGUUCGUGGCACUGGCCGCUGCCUCUCUCAGCUCGGCAGACCCCGACAUGCACAGACCGAGACAUGACUCCAACCUGGAGAUCUACAAGCGGCUGUUUGAGACCAAGAGGAAAGAUCAGCUGAACGCACUCAAGAACCUGGUUGAGCUGAACGACAUCAACCAGCAGUACAAGAUUAUAGACAUCAUGCUCAAAGGACUCUUCAAGGUGUUGGAGGACUCGAGGCAAAUCUUGGUUGCGGCCAACAUGCAGCCCGACGACCCCUUCCCCAUGGACGACAAGAUCAAAGAAGCUUAUUCCCAUGUGGUGGAGAAUACAGCAUUUUUUGGCGAUGUGGCGUUGCGUUUUCCCCGUAUCGUCCACCACUACUACGACCGGAACGCUGACUGGGGCGGCCUUCUGCGCUGGGGGCUGAAUUUCUGUAACCAGACAGGGGUUUUUACAGGAGGAGCCCACCAACACGUCCUCACACUUAUGUCACAGGAGCUGGGAAUAACAGAGAAAUCCCCAGACUUUAUAAAUCCAUACCGCACAGAGAGAGACUGAUGUGAGUAAGAUGCAUACAGUACAUGUUGUUCCCCACUCGGCCUUACUCUGCAUUAUUGUCACGCACAUUAAGUAACUCCACUGACCACUCCUAAUGACUGCCCCG
Lates calcarifer (barramundi perch) is the source of this 1120-nucleotide messenger RNA. Its product is annotated as coiled-coil domain-containing protein 134. NCBI's taxonomy places the organism in Eukaryota, Metazoa, Chordata, Actinopteri, Centropomidae. The record is from RefSeq and is a predicted model, not a curated record. The transcript is spliced from 6 exons. The coding region runs from base 451 to 1014 and encodes 187 amino acids.